AGGAGCUGAGCUUAGCUUUCUGGUCUACCCUUCCCCCUGUAUUUGUGAGUACUUGUUUUCCCUGCUUGCUGGACUGCAGCAGUGAUUUUUGGUUCGUACUUUUUGAUUUGUAUGCAGCUUGGUUCUCAACAGCUACUUUUGUUUGUUAGUUCUGUUCUGCUCGUUAUUCAGCAGUGUCUUUUGUUAGCUUAGUAUUUUUUUCUCCUGCUACAUCCGUGUUUUGCAGCGUCCUUAGACAUUUUUGUUUAUAGUAUUUUUUCCCACGGCUAUGCCUGGAGUUUAUGUUGUACAUUCUACCUUUUGGAAUUUUUGUUCCUGUUAUAUUUUUGGUGUGGACUUUAAUACAUUUUUGUUACACAGACACUAGUCUCUUCUCUGCAUCUUGGGAUGCUAAUUAUUGGCCACACGCCGCCCGUGACAUACUAGCUACUUUCCCCAAAAAGUGUUGAAUUGGUUAUGGAAUUGACUGCUUCAUAAACGUUAACUAGUGAAAAGCACUGUUAUUUUUAAAGCAGUUAUUCCCAACACUGCUCAGUACAUACAAUCACUUGAGCAAAAUAGGGUCAAUAAUGCAAAAUAAGUCAGCAAAAGCUACAAUUGGCUCUCAUUCACAUCCUUUGGCUUUCUGCCCCCAAAGCCCUCCUGUGUCCAAGAACUUAUUCCCUGGCUUUGUAAACAAUGUACAAAUAUAACAAUAUCAACUAUUUUAAGAAUAUGGACAACACAGAAAAUAAACACUGAAGCUAACUGAAAAAUAUCGAUCCUAUUGCGUUGGGAUCGAUACUAUACCCAUGCUACCAUUGAUAUCGACUUUACCGAUAUUUGUGUGAAUCCGCCCACCUCUCGACUCAACCAAGGAGAUCUGCGAGCUGAUUGUGAAGCGUGCAAACCAUCAAAAUGUUUUAAAUUAAAUGUAUUAAAACCAAGCUAAUUCUAUUGCAGGUUGCAGGGAACAUUUAUAUCAUUUUCUCACAUUUGUAAAGUAUAUCGACGCCGUCGUCACCAAAACGUAGCAAUUUGCUAUUUGCCUUUGGCGGACCAUCGUAGUAGCGCGUACGCGCGUUGAAACGAGCGCGGCCAAAUACGUCAUGAAGACUUAUGACGUUGUACCACGUGAAGGCUUAAAAAAACGUCCUACGCAUCCAUUUUUCUUGGAUGUUUUGAGAAAAUGCAUAUAUUAUAAAUAGCACAUUUGAUUAGUUUCUGCUUAUCCUGCAUGAUGGCUAAAAAUGGAACUUACGUGUUCUCCAGUCGGCCCAGGCCUGUUGAGAGCCGAUCCAAACUUGCUGGGUCGCCCACAGAACAACCCCAGUAUGGGAAUAUCAUGUACGAUCGACGUGUCAUCAGGGGGAGCAGCCGUGGCCAGCACAUGCUGCCAGCGAAGGCAGCAGCGCAGGCUGCCGACAUCCAGCAACAGCAUGGAUUUCGCAGGAGGUCUAUGGACGUCAUGAGGUCCAGGGACCAUGUGUGGUUCAAGACUGGUGACACCCUGUAUGGUAGAAAACACGUGGACGUGCAAACCGACUCGUAUCUGGAGGAGCUGAGUCUCAUUUUGGUGACUAAAGAUAUCGACUCCCAAACUGAUAGUUUCCUCGACAGACCUGCAAGUCCGCUCUUCAUCCCUGCCAAAUCCGGCGAUGAUGUCGCUACGCAAAUCGAGGAGGGGGAUCUGUUUGACUUUGACAGGGAGGUGCAGCCAAUGUUGGAAGUCCUGGUGGGGAAGACCAUUGAGCAGUCUCUCCUGGAGGUGUUGGAGGAGGAGGAACUGGCCUGCUUGAGGGCCCAGCAGAGGGCCUUUGAGCAGCUGAGAAAUGCUGAGUUGGCGGAACUGCAGCGGCUGCAGGAGCAGGAGCGGCGGCGCACCGAGGAGAAGGAGUGCAGGAUUGCCCAGCAGAAAGAGACUGUUAGGAAAGAAAAAGAGACGGCAGAGAUGAUUGCCGCCCGGGCUUGCGCCCAGCAGUUUUUGUCCAAACUUUUCCCUGCGGUCUUUGCCUCCCUGAGGCGACACGGCUACUUCUACGACCCUGUGGAGCGAGACAUCGAGACCAACUUCUUCCAGUGGCUGAUGGCUGAGGUCAGCAACACUCUGGAGAAGAGGAACUCAGCUAGGCUGUUGCUGGACAACAUCAUCCAUGAUAUCGCCGUGAAGAGGCAAGAGUUCUUUGGUGACCUGGAGACGGUCAUGGACAAAAGUGUACAUUUGGAAACUAUAUAGAUUCAAGGAAUCUGAUGUUCAAAAAUGUGUUUUUCUUAACACGGAAUGUCAAAUUAAAGUUAAAAUAAGAUGAAUACCAUGAACUGUACAGUAACACAACUUCUAAAUGCAGAUUUUAACACUAUUAGAGCCCUCUAGACAUGGAAUAUUAUUUGAUGUCUGGGUGUGGUGUUAUUGGUAUAAAUAUAUUUAUGUAGUCACCUUUGCACAGCUGGGAUAGGCUCCAGCAUACCCCUGCAACCCUAAGAGGACAAGCGGCAUAGAAAAUGGAUAGGCACCUUUGCAGUUGUAUUACACAUUUUAGUAGACAUAUGAAGAUUAAAUAAGACAUUUAAGACAUAAAUUAAUCUUUAUGUUGCCGUAAAUGUUUUACUAUGCUUGGGAGUUGGAGGGGG
Dunckerocampus dactyliophorus (ringed pipefish) is the source of this 2610-nucleotide messenger RNA. RefSeq names its product radial spoke head protein 3 homolog. The coding region runs from base 1217 to 2215 and encodes 332 amino acids. Gene Ontology annotation, cellular component: cilium. The transcript has a single exon. NCBI's taxonomy places the organism in Eukaryota, Metazoa, Chordata, Actinopteri, Syngnathiformes, Syngnathidae. The record is from RefSeq and is a predicted model, not a curated record.